This is a messenger RNA of Plasmodium malariae, 2226 nucleotides long. Its product is annotated as conserved Plasmodium protein, unknown function. The transcript has a single exon. The record is from RefSeq and is a predicted model, not a curated record. The coding region runs from base 1 to 2226 and encodes 741 amino acids. Lineage: Eukaryota; Apicomplexa; Aconoidasida; Haemosporida; Plasmodiidae.
AUGGCACCUUUUUCAAAGAAAAUUAAUUUAUUUCAUCCUUACUUGUAUAUUUUAAAAAAAAACUAUCUUAAUUUAACAGCAGUGAGUAAGAGCAAUUUAAAGUACUGCCACUAUGAUAAUAAAAAGAGGCAUAUUACAACAUGCAUCGAAAAGAACAAUUUUAAAAAAAGUAGGAAGGCAAAUCUGUUUGAUGAAGAAUUAAAAAAUAUAUUCAAAGAAUAUCCAAUUUUGAAGGUAACUAACAAUGGGUGUAAGAAUGAAGAGCUACUAAUAAUAGUGGAUGAGGAAAGAAGUGAGUGCAAAAAAAUAGGAGAUAUUAUUAAGUUAGACGCUCAUUCGUAUGGCAUAGUUUUACAAAUAAAUAGAAACAGCAUUGUAUUUGGUAAAAUAAAUGAAAAGAGUUUUGAAAUGAGUGAGGAAAAAAAAUUGAAAAAUAAGGAUCAAAAGAAUGGAAAAAAAAAGACGAGUGAACAAAUGUCGGCUAAUGUAGAAGAAAAAAAAAAUGUAUUUUCCCCGUUGGAGUAUUUAAAUUAUAUUUUUUUUAAAAAAAAUAAAAGCGUAAACUCAUAUUUAAACUUAGAAUUAAAUUCUAAUAUAAAUAUAAAUUUGUUUAGUCAAAACAGCAAAGAAAUAUACAGCAAAAGAGCCAUAAAAAAACAAUUAUAUAGUAGCCUUUUCCUUAACGAUAUUUUCAAUAAAAUAAAUUAUGGACAAAAAGUGUGUGUAAUAGGAGGUAAAAAUCAAGGGAAACAAAGUGUGCUAAACUCAAUUAUUUAUGAAAAUUUGUUAGUUAACUUAAUUAAAAAAGAUGAAAAUUUUUUUAUCAUUUGCGCAAAUAGCUGUAAAUCAGAAAUUGUUAACCUUUUUCAAAAUUUGUAUGAACGGUUCAGAAAUACGCACAACUGGUCAUGUGAAAAAAAAAAAAAUUGGUUAUAUAAAAAAGAGGAGGAGGAGGAGGAGGAAAAAAUGGAAGAGAUGGAAAAAUUAUACUCAAAAAAUUAUAUAUACGAAAAUGUAAAAAUCCCAAAUGAUAUAAUAUUAAUAAAUUCAACGGCAAAGGACUCUUCCAAAGUUUCAAUUUACGUUUCCCCUAUUUUGUCCUUAUAUAAUUUAAACGAAUAUAAAAAAAUAUAUAAAAAUGUUAUAUUCGUUUUUUAUAAUGUAACCACAUAUAGUGAAAUUGUUUUAGAAUUGCAAAACGAAAUGAACACUUUAAUAAAAAAUUAUUAUCACAGAAAUGAAAAAAUAAACGAAACCAAAUGGUUGUGCGUUUCUGCACUCCCUUUAUCUAUUUACACCAUCCUUUCGAAAAUUUUCUCGUUUUCCGUGUAUCCCCAUUACGUGGUGGAUGUUGAGGAAAAUGUGCGAGCGGGUCGAGGUAUGGACUGCAAGGGAGCAUCAUCCAGAAGGGUUGCCACAGGCACGACUAUUACGAGUUCUACGGAUACUAAUACCACUGCUAUUAGAACGACCAAUAGUGAUAGCAAAUAUAGCGGCGUUCGAUGCAUCGCCCAUUGUGAGUACUCGUUAGACGCCUUCAUGUACUCGGACAUGUUACAUAUGAAGGAGGAGGAAAGUCCGGAUACCAUAUCAAACAGUGUAACGACUUUGUGUUUUUUUGAUGAAGGUGAAGCGGUGAGUAGGAUAAAAAAUGAUGCAUUGUCAUUAAGUGAAAAUAAUAUAUAUUUAUUAAAAAAUGAUUUAAAUAUUAUCCCAGAAAUAAAUAUUAGUCAUAUAAUAAAAAAUGAGGUAAUUGAAAAAAAUAAAAUCUGGAAAAUUAUUAAAGAUGAAAUAAGACACAUUUUUGAUAAAAGGAAUGAAUUAAUCUCAUUAAUAGAAAAUAAAAAAAUAAUGAAUAUAUAUAUAGAUCAUUGGGAAUAUGAAGAUAUGAUUUAUUAUAAUAAUAUAUACUACAUAUUAGUUUAUAAAAAUUUUGAAAUAUUUAAUUUAAAUUCAUUUGAGCAGUUAGUCUUUUUACGAAAUUUGCUAACAUAUAAUUUCACAAAUGAAGUAAUAUCGAAAAACAGUAUUAACACUUAUUAUAAUCAAUUCUUUGCAUAUUAUUUUCAUCAUAUUAAAUACUUUUCUUUUUUACAAACUGAGUAUUUUAAACAUUUGAAGACCUUUACUCAGGACAAGAAUGCGUCCAUGUUUCUUCACACAUUAGACACAGUUCUGAAGAAUGUCAAACCGGCUUUCAUUUACACCCCCCAGAUGAAGCAGUAA